Molecule: messenger RNA, 2927 nt
Organism: Antechinus flavipes (yellow-footed antechinus)
Lineage: Eukaryota; Metazoa; Chordata; Mammalia; Dasyuromorphia; Dasyuridae
Gene: BUD13
Product: BUD13 homolog
Exons: 10
Coding region: 719-2608 (629 amino acids)
Biological process (GO): mRNA splicing, via spliceosome
Cellular component (GO): U2-type spliceosomal complex; RES complex
Molecular function (GO): RNA binding
Source: RefSeq, a predicted model, not a curated record
GUCUAACUUUACCUUUGAGAUUUUCUCCUUUGAUCAUGAGGAAAAAUACUAGCCACCUCUAGAAAGGGGGGACUUGAACUCUUUUGUGUAGACUGAGGCAUACGUUUACCAUUUAUUUUUUGGCAACAUUGUUUUGCAUGACCUCACGCAUAAAAUGGGUGGAUGUUGCUGUCUUAUUGGGUGAGGGAGGGACUUGGAGGGCCAGGAUUUGGGACUAAAAAAAGUGAAUGUUUAAAAAAAAAAAAAAAGACUGAAUAGAGGGGAAAAAUUUGUUUGAGGCAUUCCCAAUUAACUUAUCUCACACAGGUUUGCACGGGAGACACUUCCUUCUCCCUUCACUCUCAGCCAAUCAGGGCCCUUUUCUGUCGACUUAAUUUCCCCGUGUGUCUGUUGUCAGGACCCUCACUUCUCUUCCCACUGUCCCCAUCAUCAUUCUCCAUUCCUCCCAGUCUCCCCAUCAAACCCCGCGCCUCACCUUCGCAGGGAGGCUUGGCUUUGGCUUCGGCUUCCAGGGCCCACUAAGACUUACACGGGCUGGGCCCCACCCACAGCCAGGCACCAAUCAGAUGUUCCUUUCGGGCUUUUGAGCUUUCAGUGGCCCCGGGAUUCCUAGCCCCACCCCCCGGAAGCGAACUUGGGCACUUUUGCGUUUCAGGAAAUUUGUCCCCCACGCUAUACCGUAGCCGGGUUCCGCUUCUUUUCUGCUUCCUCCGCUGCCAUGGCGGCUGCUCCGCCGCUCUCCAAAGCUGAGUAUUUGAAGCGUUACUUGUCAGGGCCCGAAGCAGCUGUCGAUGCGGGGUCGGAGGCUAGUCGUAAGCGCCGAAAGAAACGGCCGAAGCAGACUGGUGCCGGAGGCAAAGGAAUGAGGAUUGUGGACGAUGAUGUGAGCUGGGCAAAUAUUUCAACUAAGGCAGAAAAAGAAGAGGAGGAAGAUGAGGGAGAUUUGCCUGUGGUGGCUGAAUUUAUUGAUGAACGCCCAGAAGAAGUGAAGCAAAUGGAGGCAUUCCGGACCAGUAAUAAAUGGAAGCUCUUAGGAGAACAAAAGCAAGAUCUGUCUCCGCUCAAGAGGGCUCGUCACGACUCCCCAGACUCUUCACCUGCAAAGAGGGUCUGUCAUGACUCCCCGGACACAUCACCUCCGAGGAGGACCCGUCAUGACUCUCCAGACUCCUCACCUCCUAGAAGGGCCCGUCAUGAUUCGCCAGAUUCUUCACCUGCAAAGAGGGCCCGUCAUGACUCCCCAGACUCCUUAUCUCCCAGGAGGGCUCGUCAUGAUUCACCAGAUCCCUCGCCCCCUGGGAGGGCCCAUCGUGACUCCCCAGACUCUUCACUUUCCAGGAGGGCCCGGCACGAUUCACCAGACUCCUCACCCCCCAGGAGGGCCCGUCAUGACUCCCCAGACUCCUCACCCCCCAGGAGGGCCCGUCAUGACUCCCCAGACUCCUCACCCCCCAGGAGGGCCCGUCAUGACUCCCCAGACUCCUCACCCCCCAGGAGAAUCCAUCACGACUCCCCAGACUCUUUACCUCCCAGGAGGACCCGCCAUGACUCUCCAGACUUAUCACCACCCAGGAGAUUCCAUUCUCAGCUUUCAGAUUUAGCUCCUGAGGUUUGUCAUUCACUGUCUAGUAAAGACCCUGCUAAGUCCUCUCUUAGUCUGAAGGAGAAGAGCAGUAGACAUGGGGAUGAAUCUUCUCAAGUUAAAAAUCAAUCACCUUCCUCUCCUAGGCCAGGGAAACAGCUCCAUAACUCCAGAGACUCUUCUCCUAGCCAUAGGAAAUUCCAGAUAAACUCUUCAACCAAGAAACACCAGAAGCAUGAUAUAGAUUCUUCUUUUCCUGCAAAGAGCAACCAGCAGGACUCAGAUUCAGACCUAUCUCCUCCCCGGAACAAGCAGAAACGAGACUCUGACUCGGACCUCUCCCCACCAAGAAGGAAGCAGAAAGCCAAAUCUUCUGAUUCAGAUCUCUCUCCACCUCGAAGGAAUCCAUCUUCUGGAGCAAAGGCUGCGCAGAUGUUUUCUGGGGCCAAAACUGGGUUGGUGUCUGAUGUAAGGAGAGAGCAGCAGGAGCUGAGGAAGCAGGACCAAGAAACCAAACAUUUGGAAGCUGAAUUCCAAAAUGCUGAAACCAUUUUUCGAGAUAAGUCUGGCCGCAAGAGGGACCUGAAGCUGGAACGAUUAGAGCAACGACGAAAAGAAGAGGAGGAGUCAGAGAAAAAUGAGCAGUAUGCUCAGUGGGGAAAGGGCCUUGCCCAGAGCCGACAGCAGCAACAGAAUGUAGAAGACGCAAUAAAGGAGAUGCAGAAGCCAUUGGCCCGUUACAUCAAUGAUGAGGACCUGGAUCAGAUGCUCCGAGAGCAGGAGAGGGAGGGUGACCCCAUGGCUGAUUUCAUUAAGAAGAAUAAGGCCAAGGAGAACAAGGAUAAGAAAGAAAAGCCUCGCUACAAUGGCCCUGCACCUCCCCUCAACAGAUUCAAUAUCUGGCCUGGGUAUCGCUGGGAUGGUGUGGACAGGUCCAAUGGCUUUGAGGAGAAGCGUUUUGCCAGACUUGCCGGCAAGAAAGCUAUUGAGGAACUUGCCUAUAAAUGGAGUGUUGAGGAUAUGUAGCUCUUGUAACUGAGCAAUGGCUGUAGAUUCUGGUGGUGGGCAAAGACAGAAACCAGCCAGGGAGGGCCAAACAGUUUACAUAGACUAGCCAUUCAUGCUUGCCACCAGUGGCCCUGGAAGAGAGCUUAGACUUUCAUUUCUGUCCCCUGCUUGGGGGCAGCACCAUGACCCAGGAUGAUGUCCAUGUUCUUCAGCCAUUCACACAGCUGUUUCUACUAUCUUUUAAAUGACAUAUGCACCACUGAGGGUCAUACAAGUACCCCAGAGUUCAUUCUUCAUUGGGUUUUUUUUCCUAACAAAUAUACAUUUAUUUUUGUAA